Molecule: messenger RNA, 1170 nt
Organism: Lodderomyces margitis
Lineage: Eukaryota; Fungi; Ascomycota; Pichiomycetes; Serinales; Debaryomycetaceae
Exons: 1
Coding region: 1-1170 (389 amino acids)
Cellular component (GO): nucleus
Molecular function (GO): RNA binding
Source: RefSeq, a predicted model, not a curated record
AUGUCGCAAGAAGAUAUAAUAACACAGGUGACGCCCGACUCGGCUCCAAAUGCAAAUGCAAAUUUAGCUGCCACCAACUCCAACACCAAAACCUCCAAUGAAGAUGUAGAUUUCAACUCACUCAUUAAUUUGAAUCUCAGAGGAACUAAAUUCACCAUCACUAGAGACGAAUUGAUGAGCUUGCCUGAAAGUAUAUUACUUUGUCUUUUCCCCAAUGGUGUUUUUCUCGAUGUCAAUGGUCAAAUAAUUAGCAAUUUAACCGAGGAAGAUGUGGUGUAUGUUAACUUUGACCCAGGAUGUUUUCAAUAUAUCAUUGACAUGUUCCGUAAAGCCCAACGGGAUUUGGCAAGUAUGCUGCCACAACAGCAGAAUUUGCAAUUGAGUCCCCAAGUUAGUGGUUCAAGAAGUCAACAAGAGAAUAUCCUCCAAACAAAACCAGCGAUUAUCGUGUUGCGAGAGGAUUUGGAUUUCUAUGUGAUUCCACCCAUUGCAGGGUUGAAUAGAGAAGAUAUGAGACAACUAAAGAAGGGCGUUAGUGUUGAGCUACUCAAGAACAAAUUGAUCUUUUCAGGACUUGGCUACAAAUUUGACGAAAACGACCCGGUAUUGAUUGGCGAAGAUGGAUCGGUAAUGCAAGAUGCAAAUGAAAAACAGGACAACAGUAAAGGUUUAGGUGCUGCUGAACAACACCUUUUUGAUAUGUUGUGCAGCUCGGGCUUUGAUACACAGGAUAAAUGGGGAUCAAGGAGUUUGGAACCGGGUAAAUGUGUCAUUUCAUCUUUAUCAUUAGUAAGAUUAAAGACUGAAAAGGACCAAACACCAUCGGAAACUCCACCAGACUCCCCUUCAUUAACACCAGUAGCAUCGCAUGCCAGUGCCAAUGAAAGAUCACGCUCACGUCCUCGAUCAAGAAUAGCUCAAUUGGCGAGCAGUGCAUCUAGAGCUGCAUCACGAUCGCUUUCACUGAAGAGAAACAAAGUUGAUCCCAAUCAAACAAAGUUGUUGCUAUUCUGGAGGAAACCGGCUAGAAAGUGUUGGUGGUCACAUGGCUGGAUUACAAUAAAUAUUGAUGUCGCUGAUAUUAAAGAAUUGGAGGAUAGUGAUGCAAAAUUGAGCGUUAAAGUACAUGUAAGAAGAGUGUGGACGUUGGAAUUGUCAAUCAUUACGUGA